Pleurotus ostreatus (oyster mushroom) is the source of this 2520-nucleotide messenger RNA. RefSeq lists its product as uncharacterized. NCBI's taxonomy places the organism in Eukaryota, Fungi, Basidiomycota, Agaricomycetes, Agaricales, Pleurotaceae. The record is from RefSeq and is a predicted model, not a curated record. Gene Ontology annotation, molecular function: oligopeptide transmembrane transporter activity. The transcript has 6 exons. Bases 1 to 2520 code for a protein of 839 amino acids. Gene Ontology annotation, biological process: transmembrane transport.
AUGGCCACGCUAUCCUAUGCUACCCUUAUUCUGAAUCGUCCUCAAAUAUCAGUGGUAGAUAUGAAGGAGACAGUCGCCUACUCUUCCUCGACGGAGCAUGUCUCCGCGACGCUCCCCACGUUCCGUCCCCGUCAUGUUCCCGACGUUCCCGAAGACGUCGACUUCUACAUGGAACAUUUGAACGAUCCCAAUUUCGACCUUUCCAAACGCCCACAGUCAACCGGUGGUAUCAGCUCGCACACAUUUGAGCUUGACCAGAAGAAGCGCAUCUCGAGCUCUGACAUCGACGCAGAGUCUCAAUACGACUCAGAACGCUUCUCGGAUCGUUAUACGGAGAGAGCCGAGUCUCGUAACUCUACCGCUAUUGACUUUGAUGAUGAGUCGCCUUACCCCGAAGUUCGGGCUGCCGUAGCAAGCAUCGAUGACCCAACCAUGCCCGUGAAUACAUUCCGAAUGUGGUUCUUGGGACUAUUCUUCACAAUCGCCGUGUCUGGCAUGAACCAGGUCUUCUCUACACGAUAUCCCUCCGUAUACAUUACUGGCAUCGUUGCUCAGCUUAUCGCUUUGCCUUUCGGCAAGGGUCUCGAGCGUAUCCUCCCUACCACCCGAUUCAAGACUUUCGGCUACUCAUGGUCGUUGAAUCCCGGACCCUUCAACAUCAAGGAGCACGUCUGCAUCACCGUCAUGGCUAACGUUGUCGUUGCAGGCGCAUAUGCCACAGACGUUAUUGCUACGCAGAAGAUCUUCUACAACCACCAAGUAUCGUAUGCGUACGAAAUCCUCCUUGUCCUUUCCACUCAGUGCUUCGGUUUCUGCCUUGGUGGUAUCCUUCGCCAAUUCGUCGUGUGGCCCUCAAGCAUGAUUUGGCCAGGUGCAUUGGUCAACUCUGCCUUGUUCAACACACUCCACAAGAACUACGGCAAGAGCGACCGUGGACACGUUUCCAGGGAGCGAUUCUUCUGCUACGUCCUCAUCGGUAGCUUCGUCUGGUAUUGGGUUCCGGGCUACCUGUUCACCGGCCUAAGCAUGUUCAACUGGGUAUGCUGGAUUGCCCCAGAGAACGGUGUUGUCAACACGCUCUUCGGCGCUGCUUCAGGGCUUGGAAUGGGAUUGUUUACUUUCGACUGGUCUAUGAUUUCAUAUAUUGGUAGUCCCCUCGUCACACCCUGGUGGUCGGAGAUGAACACUGCUGCCUCCCUUGUUCUCUGUUUCUGGGUUCUCGUCCCCAUACUCUACUUCACGAAUACUUGGUACUCUAAGUUCAUGCCCAUUUCCUCUUACCUCUCCUUCGACCGCACCGGCAUGCCCUACGAUCCCACUGCUAUCGUCACCAAUGGAGAAUUCGACGCAGAGAAGUAUCUCAGCUAUUCCCCGCUUUACAUGUCUACCACUCUUGCGAUUGCCUAUGGUGUUGCAUUCGCAUCCUUCGCAUCCAUCUGCGUCCAUACAUUCCUCUGGUUCCGUCGCGACAUUGCCCGCCGCCUUCGCAGCAGCCUCAAGGAUGAGCGCGAUGUUCACUCUCGUCUGAUGCAGGCUUACCCAGAGGUCCCCCAUUGGUGGUACUUGAUCAUUGGAGUCCUCUCAUUCACUUUCCUGUGCAUCGCCGUCGAGAUCUUCCCCACUCAACUUCCCAUCUGGGGUGUUGUCCUCGGCUUCGUGCUCGCUGCCGUUCUCGCGUUACCAGUUGCGAUGAUCCAGGCUAUCACCAAUCAGCACGUUGCCCUCCAGGUCAUGCAUGAGCUCAUCAUUGGAUACCUCCUCCCCGGAAAGCCCGUCGCCAACAUCAUCUUCAAGACGAUCACAUACAUUGGCACGAACCAGGCUGUCGGAUUCGCAGGAGAUCUUAAAUUAGGCCACUACAUGAAGAUCCCUCCUCGCACGAUGUUCAUGAUUCAAGUCGUUGCUGCCGUCGUCAGCUGCUUCGUCGUCACCGGUGUUCAAGACUGGAUGUUUGCUAAUGUCGUCGACAUUUGCACCCCGCAACAAACCAACGGCUUCAUUUGCCCCUCGACCAACUCCUUUGCCACCGCUUCCCUCAUCUGGGGUGGUAUUGGACCAGCUCGUCUCUUCAGCGUUGGCAAACCAUAUUCUGGCCUCCUAUGGUUCUUCCUCGUCGGAGCUCUCGCCCCCAUCCCCUUCUACUUCCUUGCACGCCGCUAUCCUCUUUCUUUCUGGCGUUACAUCAACGUACCCGUCUUCUUCGCGGGUGUCGGUGCCAUGCCCCCUGCUACCGGAAUCAACUACGCGUCAUGGGCUCUCACCGGCUUCAUCUUCAAUUACUGGGUUCGAAGAUACCACUUCCGCUGGUGGAUGCGCUUCAAUUACAUCCUAUCUGCGGGGUUGGAUGCCGGUGUCGCGCUGUCGAUGGUGGUCAUCUUCUUCUGCUUAUACUACCCGAAGGGUGGCAUAAAUCUCAACUGGUGGGGCAACACAGUAUGGAUGAACACGAAAGAUGCCAUGGGAGCACCCUUCUACAUCCUAAAUCCUGGCGAAACAUUCGGACCAGAAACAUGGUCAUAA